GGGGGAGGUCCUUGCUUGAUUACCACUUGAUCGUAAGAAAACCCAUCGAUGAACCCCACACCUGUUCAUGACGCCGGUCGAGGCCGCUACUGCCAUGUGGCUGAGUGCUCCCGCUACGCCAAAGAGUUCAGUGUGUGUCUCCAUCACUCUCGGCUCCUCCAAGCCACUCCCUUUGACGCCACCCAUGCUCCAUUGUUGCCGAUCAACCACCAUCACCUCGAGACUGGAUUUUCGCCACUUUCGACGGCUAGUCGGCAACAACACAUGGGCCAUACGUGCCGCAGUAUUGGGCUACAAUGCCGAUUCCCCCAGUGCACCUCCUACGCUCGAAACCGCGGCUUCUGCACUCGCCACGGCGGGGGUCGCAAGUGUCGGAUUGCUGAUUGUUGGACCCCGUCCCAAACAGGAGGACUGUGUCGAAUUCACGGCGGCGGCUCUCGGUGCAAAGUGACAUUCUGCAGCAACUUUUCGCGGACCCGGGGGCUUUGCUCCAAGCACCUCAAAGAAAGUAGCAACCCUCACAACAACACGUUCGCCGAUCACACUGACGUGUUCGAACUAUGACGACCAAAGUGACCUAUUGAUUGCCGUUUUGAUAUUGUGUUGUACACUUUGCGCAUUGCGGAGGUGGGAUGACCUCUAGGAGGGGGAACGUCGUGAUGCGUCACAGAAAUGAUAACGUUAGCGGUAUUCCCUCGCUGACGGGGGAUUUGGUUCGACAGUUGUUGAUAGUACAUCGGUAAAGUUAAUCUUACUCAAGCUACCA
Aphanomyces astaci is the source of this 766-nucleotide messenger RNA. RefSeq lists its product as hypothetical. Bases 49 to 564 code for a protein of 171 amino acids. The transcript has a single exon. Lineage: Eukaryota; Oomycota; Saprolegniomycetes; Saprolegniales; Verrucalvaceae. The record is from RefSeq and is a predicted model, not a curated record.